This is a messenger RNA of Fusarium fujikuroi IMI 58289, 2334 nucleotides long. RefSeq lists its product as uncharacterized. The transcript has 4 exons. The record is from RefSeq and is a predicted model, not a curated record. NCBI's taxonomy places the organism in Eukaryota, Fungi, Ascomycota, Sordariomycetes, Hypocreales, Nectriaceae. The coding region runs from base 1 to 2334 and encodes 777 amino acids.
AUGCCGUCUAUACAGGUGAACUCUAGACAGAGUUCCCUGCGGUUCAGCGCUUUUGUGAAUGGGAGAAUGGAUCAUCAUCCGACUGUGAAGCGGUGGGAUGGAGCUGCGAGAACGUGCACAGAAUGGGACAACAUUCGACGAGACCCUGAACUGUGGUUUCGAAAUGGAAACUGCAUGGUGCAUCUCCACGCAAAAGGUCAUUCUCAACGAGGUCCCUCCUUCAAGGUCCCCUUCUCAGCACUCCUCGAAGCCCAAUGCUACCCCCUCAUCCAAAGAUUUCUCGUGUGGGAGGGCGUUCAAGCACCCAAUCUUCGCGAGCUCAUGAGAUGGAGUAAGAAAAACACAACACGCAAAAUCGAACUAUACAUCCCGCCACCUCCGACGACAGAUAAAACACAAGCUUUCAACUACCACCUCGCAACACGCAAUUUCUUCGCCUGGGUGUUUCGAAGAUCCAUGGUCGGAUACAGUCUCGGCAAUGCUCUUAUUGGUCUUCUCCACAGUAUGCAUGAGUUUCGGUCCGGCGUGGACGACAAUGUCUCAGAUAUGAUGGAGUAUUUCGACGAGGAGGGCUAUCUCGACAUGGCCAACCAGCCAAACCACGCACUGGCGAUAUUGCAGCUCGCAGAGUGUUUUCAAAUGAAGGAUCUGUACAUCCGAGCUUUUGCACAUUGCGUCGGCAUGAGCGAAUACUUGUUCGAAAAUGCUGGGUUUCAGGAGCUCAGCCCUUCAACACGCAAGCUCAUACGUAAGGGACACCUCGAACUUGAUUAUCGCAUGACGCGGUCAUCGUCUAUGCUGAAGACCUUUCUGGACGAUGAGUUGUCAGAGGCUCAUUUGAGCGUCUCAGCAGGCGCCCGGGCACAUCUUGAGCGCUUCCGAAGUUUUUUGUUAUCGUUUUAUACGACGAAGCUGGGAUACUACCCGCCGACUGCGGACUCUGGCAACGACUUGUUUGAUCCCGCUAUUUUACGGAUCAUGCGUGAGGACUUUGAGGCUUUGUAUGAUCUACUCGUUGAUGAUCAGUAUACCUCAUCACAUACCAUGCCGCCUACAGCGCACGGAGGGAUCUGUACUAUUCAACUGGUUCAAUCUUUCGACUUUGAACAUGGAUACGAUAUUCUUGAUCAUCCACUGCCGCUUCUCCCAGACACGAAUGGCAAUAACUCACGGCGCAUGUCUUGGUUUCCUGGGCGUGUGACUCUCAGAUCGGAUCGCAGAGUAACAGCUCACACAGCGCUGAUCAACGCAUCUAAUUUGAUGAAGCCAGGAGUCGCACAGAAUGACCUCGAGAAGGUGUCGCUGGUGGAUGCUCGCAAGGUCCGAUGGAUUCUCAUCUACGCAACAUACCAAGUCCUUCGCUACGCAACGGACACGGCAACAGAUUUGCAAGAGGAUGAGAUCAACGAGGCUCACUACAGUCUAUCGGCGUUGACUGACAAGCUUCCACCCUGGGAUACUCCUCGCGAUCUGGACCGUAUCCUGAGACGCCAGACCCAGUACGUUACUAGCGGACCGACCUGGAGUUUGCAACAGGAUGGUGCUGCAGACGCAGGAGAAGAUUCCUUUGGGAAGAUCGAGAUCAAGCCGGACAUCGACUACUUCGCUCUCACUCACCGAGAUCGUCCCCAGACACAACACGACAACCGCAAGAUGGAGCGUCGAGCAUCAAUGCCUUCACGUCCAUCGCGCUCAAACUCAUUCACACAGGCACUUAGCCGCUCUUCAACAAUUCGACGAUCCAUGCGCAUGUUUAAAUCACCCUCUACCACACCACCUCAAUCAAUCACACCACCUUCACGACCAACAUACCACGAAAUCGUUGUCCACGGCUACGGCAACGGUACAAACGAUGUAAGCAUCGACACAGACGGAAGCGACACAAAAACAGACGACACAUACAACACAACCCCCGAGAGCAUCGAAACCAACGACACCGAGUCACCCCUCGACACCCCUCCCCUAACAGAGUACUACGUCGAGCCCGCGAUCCCUAAAGAUGUAAAAGCACGCCGCGAACGCCGCCGCGACGUAAUGUCCAUGGUCGCACGCUCAAUGUCCGGCCGCGUCUCCAAGCGCAGCCGACCCAUCAGCGCGAUAUUCUCCGACUCGCGCUACGCAGACGAGGUUGAGAGCCGACGACACAGCAUGUUUCCGCAGCCGCUGCGGAUAAAGACACAGGUGGAGGAGCCGUAUAUCGUGAAUGAGGAUGCGGAUUGGGCGGCGAUGCAGACGUUUAUGGAGAGUCCGGGGGAGAUGACGGAGGAGGAUGAUGAUAUGAUGCCUGCUUGGGAGCAGUAUGCUGAUCUGGGAGGGUUGACUGAUAUGAGAUGA